This is a messenger RNA of Penicillium olsonii, 1176 nucleotides long. The record is from the annotation of a GenBank genome assembly. Lineage: Eukaryota; Fungi; Ascomycota; Eurotiomycetes; Eurotiales; Aspergillaceae.
AUGGACACAAUGGCAGGAUUCAUGGCACCGACAGCCUCUGGGUCCGAUCUACACUCCAACCUAAGUUCGACCAUGGCAGAAACUUCCUCCUCGUCCCUUUCUCUCACGGAAUAUUCGACACACCCACUGGUACGACAUGGCAAUCGCACCUACUUUCGCGACCCGGAGAACGUCUACCCUUUGCCCUGUGACCUGCCCGAAAUCCACCGCCAAAGCCUGCGCACGUUGAUGCUGCUGCGCGUUCUCGGCGGCCCAUUCUGCAACCCCCACCUCGCCAACAGCCCACCGAAGCGCAUCCUGGAGAUCGCGUGCGGGUCCGGUCUGUGGUCCGGCCUGUGCCACGAAUACUUUGCCCGCAGGGGCCAGCCAAACGUGGCCUUUGCGGGAAUCGACGUAAUUUCCAUUGCGCCGGAUCUGCGGAAGCAGGGCAUGAACUGGCAGUUCAAACGACAUGACCUGCGGCGCCCUCGCUUGCCUUUCCCCGACGACUAUUUCGAUUUCGUUUUUAUCAAAGAUGCCGGCAUGUGUCCGUCCAGUCCGGCGCAGUCGGCAUCCGGCUUGGCAGAGCCCUUACGCGUGUUGAAAUCCGGAGGCAUUUUGGAGGUGUGGGAUUCAGAUUGGAGCUUCCGCUCUCUGUUGCCUAACCCAGCCCCGGCGCGCAAAACCACAUCCAAAGAACAGGAAAACGCCGAUGCGACGGCGACCUAUACAUUCUCGCCCGCCACGCCGUUCACACGAGCCCAGAAUAAAUUCAUCGUUGAUUAUAACUCCUGGGUGGAGAAAUCGUUCGACCGGCGCAAGUUGACGGCGCUUCCGUGCGCCACUAUUGGGCUGUCAUUCAAUUCCGAGGUUGAUCUGCUGGAAAAUGUGGACAGUCGCCGCGUCGCGAUCCCGCUUGGGGAGUUGCGAUGGGAGCGAGACGGCCAGGGCAAAGAUUCCAAAGGCCGUCCACGCAAGGCUCUCACGCCAGAACAGAUCUCAAUUCGUCGAACGGCCCUCCUGACAACCAUUCAAAUGAUUGAAGGGCUGGAACCAUUGCUGAUGGAGUCCAGUGGGAAGGGCCGCGACGAAUGGGAUCGGUGGUGGGCAGCGAUGACAGCCGACCUCCUGCAGAAAGGCGGACUUGCCAGCGGCGAGUGCCUGGAAGUGAGUGCCUGGUGGGGUCGAAAAAGGUGA